AUGAUGCUGGCUCCCUCCCACAGACUUUACUACUGUGCCAGUAAGUUUGCAGCAGUAGGUUUUGCAGAGUCGGUAGGUCUGGAGUUGCUGGCAACUGGGAAAGAUGGCAUCAAGACUACCAUUGUGUGCCCGUACUUCAUCAAUACUGGAAUGUUCGAUGGAUGUCAAACUAAGUGGCCAAGAUUGCUGCCAAUCCUGAAUCCAGACUAUGUAGCCAAGAAGAUCAUCCAUGCUGUGCUAACAGACAAGGUCUUCCUGCUGCUGCCCAAGAGCUUGUACUUCAUUGCAGCUCUUAAGAACAUUUUACAGUGGAAGGUGACCUCCCUCCUUGGCUCUUACCUGGGUUUGUCAAUCGAAGUAGACUGCCACACUAAUCUCAGUAUGCACCGCAAAUUGCACUAACACAACUUCCCUGCAUCUCUGCCUGUCAAAAUGGUUGUCAAUGAUGUUAUGGGAAAGGUUGAUUGAAUGUUGUAUUUGGGUGAUAAAUUUUCAUUAUUGGUGGUGAAUGAGGUAGCAUAGGCUAUAUUCACACUG
Morone saxatilis (striped sea-bass) is the source of this 537-nucleotide messenger RNA. Its product is annotated as epidermal retinol dehydrogenase 2-like. Bases 1 to 402 code for a protein of 133 amino acids. NCBI's taxonomy places the organism in Eukaryota, Metazoa, Chordata, Actinopteri, Moronidae. Gene Ontology annotation, molecular function: oxidoreductase activity, acting on the CH-OH group of donors, NAD or NADP as acceptor. The record is from RefSeq and is a predicted model, not a curated record. Gene Ontology annotation, cellular component: lipid droplet. The transcript is spliced from 4 exons.